UGUCAAGCUUGUGAUUUGAGACGCGUCUCGGAGUUCAUAUGGCGCGCAUGGGAACGACAAAGUAACGCGUACUAUACCUGCAGUGUGGUGAUUUAACCAGAAAGUGGUUUGUUAUCAAACCACAUGUAAACAAUACCGUGCAAGACUAUAGCUGGAGAAUUUAUUGUAUUUUUUAAAUAUAUAUAUAUAGUUAGCUAAAAAUACACAAGGUGCUAUUUCAGGCUUGUAAUUACUAGCUAGCGUCUUGUUGAUUAGCCAUUAAGGCUACAUUAGGCGAGGUAGCUAGCUUUGGCGAAAUAAAUAACGAGGUGUUUGUUGUUGUAGUUGUUUUUUGUUUACUGUUUGUGAAAAUAUGGUUUUGUUAAAAAGUUUGCCUCCUCCUGCUGAGGGAGUUCGGCAUCAGCAGGCCGAGACUACAGCGGUUUUAGACGGGAAGGGACUCGGCACAGGGACGCUGUAUGUAGCCGAAGCGUGCCUGUCAUGGUUUGAUGGCUCAGGAAUGGGUUUUUCGCUGGAUUAUCCCUCCAUCAGCCUGCACGCCAUCUCCCGAGACCCGAGUGCUUAUCCACAGGAGCAUCUGUAUGUGAUGGUCAACAAAAAACUGAACGAUGAAAAUGAGGCUGAGAUGCGGGAGAAAGCUCUGGAUGAUGAAGGCGAAGAGGAGAGUGACGACGACAAUGAGGUCAUCACAGAGAUCCGAUUUGUGCCCAGUGAUAAAGCAGCUUUGGAGUCCAUGUUUUCCGCCAUGUGUGACUGCCAGGCUUUGCACCCUGACCCCGAGGACGCAGACUCUGAUAAUGAGGAGUUUGAAGGGGAGGAAGAGGAAGAAGAGGAGACCGGCCAGGGUGACAUACCCACGUUCUACACAUACGAAGAGGGUUUGUCGCACCUGACCACAGAGGGCCAGGCCACGCUGCAAAGACUCGAAGGGAUGCUCGCUCAGUCCGUCACGCAACAGUUCCACAUGGCUGGAGUUCGCACCGAUGAGCCAUCCGCUGAGUUUGAAGAUGGAAUGGAGGUCGACCCAAAUUCUGGAGUAGCUGGACAGUUUGACGAUGCUGAUGUUGAUCACUGACGCAGUAUACUUCACUGCUGGUAAACGAAGCACUUAAGGGGGCUCUGAGUGACUGGGACUCGUUCGGCAAGCCGUCUUCUCCUGUUUGCUCUCCACAUUAAGCGGAGCUGCUGGAUGUCUACACAGGUUUCGCCAAUGCCAGCACCAUUUCUGUUACUGUGUUGUUUUGUAUUCUUCCUUCAGACCAAAUUCUAAGUGCUCUCCGAAAGUAAGUCUCAUUUGUAUGAAUUGUCAUGAAAUAAAAUAGUUUUGUUUUUUGUAUAAAGCACUUGUCAUAGAUGCCUAUUUCCCUUCUAGUUGUGGAUUCAUUUUUUUUUUUCUUUCUUUGGAGCACUUAAAGCUUGAUGAAAGCAAGAAGUAGACAUUUUUGCACACCGUCUUUUCGGUUUCAUAACUCAGGAACCAUUUUAUUGUUCAGAACGGUGUGAUUGUUAGAUUCAGCUUUUUUAUUUUUUUUUGCAUGUGAAACUAUUAGUAUGAAAUUUGGGCUGGAAAAGCUGUAAACAUUCAGCAACAUUCAGUCUUCAAACUGCACUUAUACAAUAUAUGUGGUUUUUAACGUUGUAUGUGAUAUCUUGUUACAGUAACUCUUACUCACAAUGUUGUUUUGCGAGUCCUAAACAUGACUCGGCACUCUGUAUAAGCAUAAACAGGAGUUUUGUAAUGAUGAGCCACAAUAAAAUAUCCUUUCACAGGUCUAAGCUGUAAAA
This is a messenger RNA of Ictalurus punctatus (channel catfish), 1785 nucleotides long. RefSeq names its product chloride channel, nucleotide-sensitive, 1A (gene clns1a). The coding region runs from base 353 to 1075 and encodes 240 amino acids. Gene Ontology annotation, biological process: cell volume homeostasis; spliceosomal snRNP assembly; mRNA cis splicing, via spliceosome. Gene Ontology annotation, cellular component: pICln-Sm protein complex; plasma membrane; spliceosomal complex. The transcript has 7 exons. The record is from RefSeq and is a predicted model, not a curated record. Lineage: Eukaryota; Metazoa; Chordata; Actinopteri; Siluriformes; Ictaluridae.